AUGGAAUCAAAUUCAAGUACAUUCGGAAACUCCUCGAGGCUCAGUACAGAACAGAGUACGCCUGCAUUGAUUCAGGCUCAGCAGGAUUAUAUAAUUGUUGCUGGUGAAGUGUAUGUUCACUUGUUUAUGCUGCCGGAAGAUGACCCGCAGGAGGGAAGCAUUUGCGCAAUAAUCGAGAGAGAAGGCGGCGCAUCCCUACUGACACAGCUGCUUGACUCUGCUCAAUUCAACCCUGCUGUUUUGGGCCCGCAUUCUCUAGAUGGAAAGAUCAAGAAUGUUCGCUCGAUUAGCAGAAUGAGUCGUGUCAAUAGACGCUCGAAAGAUGGUCAGCACUACGUCGUGAAGAAGGUUGAACACCUCAGAGGGCAGUCCAUCUGGGGUUCGCCGAGGGAGGUAACUAAGUCAGACAAUAAUGCCCCGAAAAUCUUAAUAUUUCAUGAACCCACCAAGGAUGAAAGGACACAGCCUGGUGAAGAACUCUUCGAAAACACUCGACCACAGGUUAUGAUUUAUAAAAUGGCUCGUCCUGUGACGAAAGGAAGCCUAUGGGCUAAAGUCCGCUCCGGACCCUACAGCCAAAGUGGGGAACGAGACCCUGAUCGUCUUAUUGUUAUAGUCAAUGCAGAAGACCUCCGCCGAGAGGGAAUAGAGCUGAGCUGCCACCUCUCCUGGGAAAAGACAUGCGAGGAUUUCGUUCGGGAGCUCGCAUGCAAUGGAGAGUUUGUCUCUCUUCUCAAUUGUGCCCACCUCAUCAUCUGCUUUGAUUGUGAUGGAGUGAUCCAUCACCAACGCGGCAAGAACAAAGACACACUUUACUUCAACGGAUCCUACGCAGAGGGAGAUUUUAUCAAAGCUUGCACAGGAGAAGCUGGAGAUAUGACUGGAUUGAUGUCAACUUUUACUGCUGGAUUUGCCUCGGGACUUGCUAAAUCUGACCUCUCAGCUGUCUCUGGGAUCGACAGUGGUAUAGAGGCUGGCAUCUUACAGGGACUAAAGUGUUCCCGCCGGUUGUGCCGAACGGGGUUCCUCAGCAAAGGCCGUGAGCUGUCAGACGAUCCACCAUGGAAAUACAUUAUGACUGGUGGGGAUCCAAACGACGACGACAACGACCUAGACUUCAAUUGGAUUACAAUUCCGACGGAGAAGGUUAUUGAAGGUCUCAACUGGACUGCGCUUGAGGACAUGGCGGGGGAUCCGGCCGAAGUGGCCCAUUGUAUCGUCAAGGAUGGACCCGGAAUUCUGAGCCGUGUCCCGAUUGCGCGUUUUGGGACGAUGGUGACCGCCGACAGAAGCGAGAUAGAGAGCUACCGUGCGAUCAGCAACCUGAUUGAAGAGUACUCACAAGCGAAAGUGCAUCGAGCCACCCCACUCUGCAUUGGCGUAUUUGGACCUCCUGGUUCUGGCAAGUCAUAUGCUUUGAAACAAGUGACAACAGCAGUGCUGCAAGAACAAGCACCUCCAACGCUGGAGUUUAAUCUGUCGCAAUUCAAAGAAUAUUCCGAAUUGAUAGUCGCAUUCCAGUUGGUCCGGGACACUGCCCUUUCCGGGAAGGUACCCCUCGUAAUGUUUGAUGAGUUUGAUGCCAAUUUUGGUGGAGAGUUAGGCUGGCUGAAAUACUUCUUGACACCCAUGAAUGAUGGCAGGUUCUUGGACCAUGGCAGAACUCACCCUCUUGGCAGAGCAAUUUUUGUCUUCAUUGGAGGCACUUCCUCAACUUUUAGAGCAUUCAAGGACAGAGCGCACUCCAAUGAGGGUCUUACCGCUAAGUGCCCUGACUUUGUUAGCCGACUGAGUGGCUAUGUCGAUAUCCGUGGCCCAGAUCCCGACCCCGACCAGAAACAUGACUCGAAGUAUCCAAUACGCCGAGCUCUAUUACUGCACGACUUGCUGAGGAAGCAUGAUUUGAAAGGAAUUGAUGAUGCAGUAUUGACUGGAUUAUUAAGAGUUUCUCGGUUUCAUCAUGGCGCUCGUUCAAUGAAAGCCAUACUGGACAUGAGUAGAUUGUCGGGAAAGGAGAAGUUUGAACGUGCAUCACUUCCAUCAGAUGAUCAGCUCAGCUUGCAUGUCGAUCCUCAAAAUUUCUUGCAAUGGGUAAGAGGUCCACGCUUGCAAUGGGAUCUGCCUAUGUACUCUUCACCAUUUGAGGAUAAGGCAGGACCGAACUUCGCUCCGCUCCGUGAUGUUUUCGCCAUCAGACUCCACAGAGUAUAUUGUGACGCCAUUAAAAAAGUAGCAAAGACAGCACCAAAUCUGGUGGAGGGGGGUUUGGAGGCAACGACCCAGGCAUGGCAUGAUCUCCCCCCUGCACACAAGGAGACGAGUCGCUUACAGGCAGAUGACAUAGCAUAUAAGCUACGGCUGAUCAAAUGCUACUUUUCAAGAACAGUUCCUGGGAAGGAGAGAAGAUUUGAAUUCAGGAGGAACAGAAAGACAUAUAACCAGGAGGCGAAUCAGGAGAAUGAAGAUGAUGAAGUCGAGAAACUAGCUAUCCGUGAGCAUCAACGCUUCAUUACUGAGAGACUGCGAAACGGGUGGAGAUAUGGUAAGGACAGGGAUCUACCGGCAAAAGUCUCACCGAAUCUGGUCCCGUGGUCAGAUUUACCCCAGGAGUUUAAGGAGCUAUAUUGUGACCUUGUUGAGAGCAUUCCUGAGAUUUUGAAAUCUCAUGACUACGAAAUAUACCGGUUGGAGGAAGGACCACAAAUAUUUCCUCACUCACCGCCAUCUUUGAGCAUUGUCUAG
Messenger RNA from Aspergillus viridinutans, 2742 nucleotides. RefSeq lists its product as uncharacterized. Bases 1 to 2742 code for a protein of 913 amino acids. The transcript has a single exon. The record is from RefSeq and is a predicted model, not a curated record. Lineage: Eukaryota; Fungi; Ascomycota; Eurotiomycetes; Eurotiales; Aspergillaceae.